Molecule: messenger RNA, 933 nt
Organism: Lindgomyces ingoldianus
Lineage: Eukaryota; Fungi; Ascomycota; Dothideomycetes; Pleosporales; Lindgomycetaceae
Exons: 1
Coding region: 1-933 (310 amino acids)
Source: RefSeq, a predicted model, not a curated record
AUGGGUAACGCCAAGCCUCUCCCUGGCGAGCAAUUCUACUGCACUCAUCUUUACGAUUACGAUGAUAUUUUGGGUGAGACACCCUAUCGCAAGGCACGCCGUCAUGGAAACACUCUUCUCUAUCUCCCGCAGGAAGUUCGCGACAAGGUCUACCAGCUUGCCUUCAACGACAACCCUACGAUCUUCCGGUUCAUUGGUGACAAGCCAUACCCAGGCCCACCUCCUCUCAUGUUAGCGUCAAGACAGAUGUACUGUGAGGUCGAGACAUGCUUCAUUAGGAAUCUUAAAAUUGUUAUCGAGACUGAGGAAAAGUUAAAACAAAUUUCGGCAUGGCUCGCAAGAAGGCAGACGUGUGAUGGAUUCAAACAAAUACGAACUGUCGUCUUCGCGAGAUUUGACAUGUUCCGCCGAGUUUCACGGAUUGUGGCAAGAGAUUGGUGGAGGGAUGCGUACGUGUACCCCGACGAAAUGUCGCAGAACUUGGUUGCGGAUCCACACUGGCUUGAAGAAGGCGCGCCAGAUCCCCCAGCGGUUCAGUUUUUGAAACGGUGUCCGAAUGUCUCUAAGCUAGAGCUCGGCAUUGAAUUGCAGCAAUUCCUAUUGACAAGCCACCUUUUCCGAGAAUUUGACUGUCUCCUUCCAGCGGUUAUUCAACUCUACGACCUCCAAGCCCUCGUCUUGAUAAGCAGCUUGAACGACUUGAAAUUCCAUCUUCGAUACCACGAUGGCCUGAAAUACGAGAACCGAUUCAUAUACAACUUAAUAGGCUUUAUCCAGCAGCUUCCCGAAUUGCAUGUACACAAAGUGCAGCUCAACGGCGUUUGGGGAUUGAAGGAAUGGCUCGCUGGCGAAUUCCGAAAGAUAGGGAAAGGUGUCGAAAUCACCGGUAACUACACUUCUGAGAAGCCUUAUCCACUUCCUUUCUUUCCCUAA